Molecule: messenger RNA, 3236 nt
Organism: Quercus robur (English oak)
Lineage: Eukaryota; Viridiplantae; Streptophyta; Magnoliopsida; Fagales; Fagaceae
Product: potassium transporter 1
Exons: 9
Coding region: 175-2451 (758 amino acids)
Biological process (GO): potassium ion transmembrane transport
Cellular component (GO): membrane
Molecular function (GO): potassium ion transmembrane transporter activity
Source: RefSeq, a predicted model, not a curated record
GAUUAGCAACCUCUUGGUCACAGACUUGCGCACACGCAUCACUUGCCUCUUUGACUACUCACUGCUCCUCACUUCCUACAUUCUCUACUUCUUCUCUCUCUCAUCACUGUUUAUAUUCUCAUUCUCAUCCUUCUUCUUUGCCAUUAUUAUUCUCUCUUUAUCUCUCUAAAAGCCAUGAACCCCUCUGAAGAAUUUGUAGAACAGGGAACAUCUCAACAGAACUUGAGAAGGGUGUCCUCUACAACAGUGCUUGCAUUGGCUUAUCAAAGUCUUGGAGUGGUAUAUGGCGAUCUCUGUAUCUCCCCUCUCUAUGUUUACAAGACCACAUUCUCUGGGAAAUUAAGCCUGCAUGAGAAUGAUGAAGAGAUUUAUGGGGUGCUUUCCUUUAUCUUCUGGACAAUUACACUUAUUGCUCUCUUCAAAUAUGUAUUCAUAGUGAUGUUGGCUGAUGACAAUGGUGAAGGUGGUACAUUUGCAUUGUACUCUCUUCUCUGCCGACAUGCAGGACUAAGCAUUCUACCCAAUCAACAAGCUGCAGAUGAGAAGUUGUCUGAGUAUGUAACAGACAGAUCUGCAGACACCUGGCAGAGUUCUGCUCUGAAGUCAUUCUUUGAGAAGCACCCAAGGUUUUGCAAAGGGCUGUUGAUUUUUGUACUGCUUGGAACCUGCAUGGCUAUUGCUGAUGGAGUACUCACUCCUGCAAUAUCAGUUCUUUCAGCAGUUUCAGGCAUCAAACUGAAGAUCACAGAACUCCAUGAGAAUCACAUUGUUAUUAUCUCGUGUGUCAUUUUAGUGGGGCUUUUCUCCCUUCAGCACUACGGAACACACAAAGUUGCUUUCAUGUUUGCUCCAAUUGUCACAGCAUGGCUUCUUUGUCUUACUGGCAUUGGGGUAUACAACAUAUUUCGGUGGAAUUCUCAUAUAUUUCAUGCACUUUCUCCAAUUUACAUGUUAAAGUUCCUUAAAAGCACAGGCAUUGAAGGAUGGGUAUCAUUAGGAGGAGUGGUUCUUGCCAUCACAGGUGUGGAGACAAUGUUUGCUAAUUUGGGCCAUUUCUCUUCACUCUCAAUUAGGAUAGCCUUCACAUUUCUAGUAUAUCCCUCUUUGCUUCUUACGUAUAUGGGUGAGGCUGCAUUCCUUUCUAAGCACCAUGAAGAUAUUGAGAGAAGCUUCUAUAAAGCCAUACCAGAAACUGUCUUUUGGCCAGUGUUCAUAGUAGCUACUUUUGCGGCUGUGAUAGGGAGUCAGGCUGUAAUAUCAGCUACUUUCUCCAUUAUAAGCCAGUGCUGUGCAUUGAAUUGCUUUCCCCAUGUUAGAAUCAUCCAUACUUCCAGUAAAAUAUAUGGGCAAAUAUACAUACCUGAGGUCAAUUGGAUGCUAAUGUGCCUUUCUUUAGCUGUGACAAUCGGAUUGAGGGACACAGGCAUGAUGGGUCAUGCAUAUGGGCUAGCAGUGACUACCGUUAUGUUUGUGACAACUUGCUUGAUGGCAAUGGUGAUGAUAAUAGUGUGGAAGCAAAAGACAGUUACUGCUGUUGCAUUUCUGUUGGUGUUUGGAUCAAUGGAACUACUUUACAUCUCUGCAUGUAUUUUCAAGGUACCUGAGGGUGCAUGGAUUGCGCUUACAGUGUCUUCUAUCUUUAUGGCUGUAAUGUACAUAUGGAAUUAUGGAACAAUGAAGAAACACCAGUUUGAUGUGGAGAACAAGGUUUCAAUGAAUAGGAUAGUGUCUUUAGGGCCAAGCUUAGGAAUGGUCCGGGUCCCUGGAAUUGGACUUGUAUACACUAAUCUGGUAACAGGGGUACCAGCUGUUUUUGGACAUUUUGUGACUAAUUUACCUGCAUUCCAUCAAGUGCUUGUUUUUGUUUGCAUAAAAUCUGUUCAAGUUCCCUAUGUUUGUGAAAAGGAACGAAUUCUCAUUAGUAGGGUAGGCCCAAAGGAGUGUGGCAUGUUCAGAUGCAUUCUGAGGUAUGGUUACAAGGAUCUGCAACAAGAAAAUUACAAUUUCGAAAACAGAUUGGUGUCUGGACUUGUACAAUUUGUAGAAACUGAGGACGAAACUGCAUCAAAAGCAACUGAUUUUUGUGGAGAGUUUGGAAACUCAGAUAUUGAAGCCUUUGAUUCUUCAGUGCAUACCAUCUCAAUUUCAUAUCCUGAAGAGGACAGAGUGAGAUGUUCAUGUGAUAUUCAAGUGAUGACAUCUGAUAUUGGUCGUGUGGAAAGUUUUCUUCUUAAAGAUGAGUCUCUGCAGAUUUUAAAAGCCAAAGAAUCUGGCGUCACUUAUGUUUUGGGGCAUUCCUAUGCAAAGUCAAAGAAACCAUCUUCCAUUUUUAAGAAAUUUGCCAUUGAUGUAGUAUAUGCUUUUUUAAGCAAGAAUGGUACAGAGCCUAAUAUUCUCAUGAAGGUGUCCCCUACUUCUUUGCUGGAAGUUGGUAUGAUUUACUAUGUCUAAGUUCUAAAGAAAAAGUUCACUUCUUGCCAGAGGAUCUUCCCCACAAGUGUUAUUUCUUUUCUGUUAGAUUAUCUGUUACUGAUCUUUAGGUUGACAUGCUACACUCUAUCUCAGGAUGUAAAUUAUGUAUAUAAUUUUAUCUUUUUGAUAAAUGAACACCACAUAGCAGAACUGGCACUUUAAGAAAAAAUUGUACAUGAUUCUUUUAGGGACAAGGAAACAGAAACGAAGUAGUCCCAUAGUGAUGGUUGUCGGGGUCAAGUUUUGGAAAGGCUAAGUAAAGCAGAAAUUGGUCCAAUCAGCCCCAGGUUCAAUAAAUGUAAAGAAUAAGAGAGACAUGCCCAAAAUUCACAUUACUUGCUGAUUAGAAGCUAGUGGUGCAUCACAAAGAAAUACCCAGAGGUGCUACCUCAAAAGGGAGAAAAAUACAUGAAAAUUCCUCAUCUUUUCAAGAAUGGUUAAUUUAGCAGAAUGGGAAAAUAAAAUUAAGGGAGGUAGUAAGGGAGUUAAUAUAGCUGAUGACAACUGCAAUUUGGAAGAGUUUGUGGCGAAGGUGAUACAACUUAACCUACACCUUCAAGAAUGGUUACUGACACUGAUUGCUCAAGACAAGAUGGAGAUAACUUUAUGGAUUUCAUUGGUCUACAUGGAGGCAUGGAGCACAAUCAACCAAUAUCACAAGAACAAGAACAAGUUUUAAUUUAGAUCCUUAGUUGUAUUUGACUAUAUGAUUUGGGGCCCUUGGGUAAGAGAUUUCUAGUAAUAUUGUUUAAGUGUUGUGAAAA